CUUACUACUUACAUUUUUACAUUACAAAAUCCGGCGAUUGAAUUGCAUUUCGCACUCGGAGACGAAGACGUUGACAUCGUGUCAAAAAAAGUGAGGUGUUGUUUCCUAUAGUCAAAGGAAAUUGAAAUCGGGUGGAAAUUUUCUAUCAAGAUGGAUAAGUCAUGGGUCGUUUUCGGCCUUCUCCUUAUCGUGGGCCUCCACAGCGUAUCUGCCGACUUAAAGUUUGAUCCAGAUUCUGGCGACUCGGCGACUGUAAAUCUUGACCUCGGCGCAGGAAGAGAAGGAUCUCGAACGGAUGAUGAGUUAGUAAAACGUGAAGAAGAAGCAAUAAAGUUGGAUGGACUUUCGGUAGCUCAACUAAAAGAAAUACGGGAGAAGGCGGAUAAAUUUCAGUUUCAAGCGGAGGUUAGCCGUAUGAUGAAACUUAUCAUUAACUCGCUCUACCGGAAUAAGGAGAUUUUCCUUCGAGAAUUAAUUUCCAAUGCGUCCGAUGCCCUUGAUAAGAUUCGUCUCCUCUCCGUCACUGAUAGCUCUGUUCUUGACGCCGAGAAAGAAUUAAGUAUACGGAUUCGUGUUGAUAAGGAAGGUAAACUACUUCACAUCACGGAUACAGGGAUUGGUAUGACUAGACAGGAGUUGGUCGGCAAUUUGGGAACAAUUGCUAAAUCCGGAACAAGUGAAUUUCUCAGUAAGAUGCAGGAAGCGGCGGAUACGCAACAGUUAUCCGACUUGAUUGGUCAAUUUGGGGUUGGAUUUUAUUCCUCAUUCUUGGUUGCGGACAAAGUUAUCGUCACUAGCAAAUCGAACGAUGACAAACAAUACAUCUGGGAGUCGGACGCUGCCCAAUUCUCUGUUGCCGAAGAUCCACGAGGACCAACUUUGAAACGUGGGUCGCAAGUUAGUCUGCAAAUGAAACCAGAAGCCUCCACCUAUCUCGACCAAUCCACCAUCCGCGAACUUGUCAAGAAAUACUCGCAAUUUAUCAAUUUCCCAAUUUAUCUCUGGACCGAGAAGACGGUCGAAGAGGAAGUUCCCCUAGAUGACGACGACGCCACAUCGGAAAAGAAAGAGGACGCCAUUGAGGAAGACGAGGCACAAGUCGAGUCUAAAGAUGUGGAUGAGGACAAGCCAAAAACAAAGAAAGUCUCUAAAACCAUCCAUGACUGGGAACUUCUCAACAACGCGAAACCCAUUUGGACACGAAAACCAGCUCAAGUUGAAGAGUCCGAGUAUGAAGAGUUUUACAAGAGUUUGACCAAAGAUACUCAAAAGGCUCUCGCACACACGCAUUUCAUCGCGGAGGGUGAAGUCACGUUUAAGGCUCUGUUGUUCCUCCCUACCGUCCAACCAGCGGAAUCCUUCAACAAAUAUGGAACCCGAACUGAUAACAUCAAAUUGUACGUGCGACGUGUCUUUAUCACUGAUGAUUUCCAGGAAAUGAUGCCAAACUACUUGGCCUUUGUUCGUGGUGUUGUCGAUUCCGAUGAUUUACCUCUCAACGUGUCACGAGAGAAUUUACAACAAAGCAAACUUAUCAAGGUCAUUAGGAAAAAACUUAUCCGUAAAACACUCGACAUGCUUAAAAAAUUGGAGGGUGAAGACUAUGAAAAGUUUUGGAAGGAGUAUUCCACUAACAUCAAGCUCGGCGUUGUAGAAGACACAGCAAACAAGUCUCGCCUCGCCAAGUUGCUCCGAUUCGCCACAUCCGCCUCACCCACAGGAACUUCCUCGUUGACGGACUAUGUGUCGAGGAUGAAGGACAAACAGGACGCGAUUUACUACGUGGCAGGGUCAUCUCGAGAGGAGGUGGAGAAAUCUCCUUUUGUGGAGCGACUUCAAAAAAAGGGCUACGAAGUGAUCUAUCUCACCGAGGCAAUUGACGAGUAUUGCAUCGGCGCCCUGCCCGAGUUCGAGGGAAAGAAGUUCCAGAACGUGGCCAAGGAGGGAUUGACGCUGAACGAGAGCAAGGAAAAGAUUGCCGAGACCCAAAAGGUCUUCGAACCAUUGACAAAAUGGCUGGGAGAAAAUGCAUUGAAGGAUCAGAUUCUCAAAGCCACAGUCAGUGAACGUCUUGACAAAAGUCCCUGCGCACUUGUCACCUCCCAAUUUGGAUGGACAGGGAACAUGGAGCGAAUUAUUGUUUCACAAACGCACUCCAAACAAAACGAUAUUAGUCGAGAAUAUUAUUUGAAUCAGAAAAAAACGCUGGAGGUCAAUCCACGCCAUCCCUUGAUUAAAGAACUCCUCCGCCGAAUCAACGACGAUCCUACUGACGCUGUUGCGAAAGAGACGGCACUCACCUUGUUCAGAACAGCAACUCUCCGAUCGGGUUACAUGCUCAAGGACACGGUCGACUUUGCCGAGACAGUAGAGAAAAUGAUGCGUCAAAGCUUAGGAGUUCCGAUGGAUGAAGAGAUCGAUGAGGAAGAGCCCGACACUCCAGAGGAAGAUUUAGUUCCAGAAGAGGACGCGGAAGAAGAUGACUCCUCGUCGUCCAGGUCUGACCGGAAUGACGAUGGCGAUUCUGUCGAUUCGGAACACGACGAAUUGUGAAAAGAGUUUACUUAAAAACAUAAAUUCCAGUGAAAUUAAGUCAUUACCACGUUAUAAAUAGUAAUAUUAGGAGGAACAAGGAGAACAGUAAUUAUUUAUUCGUGUUUAUUAUGUAAUUUAUACAAAAUCUACUGAUCAAAUAAGGAGGGGUUUGUUUGUAAAGGAACAAAAUUGUAAUUUCUUGAACGUGUACUCUCUUUUGUCUUAAGUAUUGGGGUUUUGUGUCGGGAUGGUUCUCAUUAUUAUUAUUAUUUUAUAAGUAAGUUCCGUGAGAUUAUUAUUCAACCAUAAUUACAUUGUUAAGUUCCCAAUAAAACUAAACCGACCAACGACUUCAAUUGUA
This is a messenger RNA of Folsomia candida, 2896 nucleotides long. RefSeq names its product endoplasmin (gene Gp93). The transcript has 9 exons. NCBI's taxonomy places the organism in Eukaryota, Metazoa, Arthropoda, Collembola, Entomobryomorpha, Isotomidae. The coding region runs from base 151 to 2553 and encodes 800 amino acids. Gene Ontology annotation, biological process: protein folding. The record is from RefSeq and is a predicted model, not a curated record. Gene Ontology annotation, molecular function: ATP binding; ATP-dependent protein folding chaperone; ATP hydrolysis activity.